Staurois parvus is the source of this 330-nucleotide messenger RNA. The record is from the annotation of a GenBank genome assembly. NCBI's taxonomy places the organism in Eukaryota, Metazoa, Chordata, Amphibia, Anura, Ranidae.
UAAUGCAGAGGAAACUGGUUUAUCAGGUUCCUCUUUGGUUUGUAAAGCCUGUUUUGGGACCUGUAGCCUGGAGAUUUCUAAGAGAUUUGGGAGGGAUGAAAUCUCCAAUCCUGGGCCCAUAUUUUGGGAGCAGCCAGCACGCUGAUUGCACAGGUGUGUGCAGGCCUCUUUUUUGUGGAGGCCAGGCCAUGAUUCUGAGCUCCACCCCGGCAGAUAGGAGUCAGGAGGGCUCCACCCCGGCAGAUAGGAGUCAGGAGGGCUCCACCCCGGCAGACAGAAGGUCUCUGCUGUGGAGUCAGGUGGGAGCCAGACUAGCUGUGUGCUAGAAGU